CUCGCUACAUUUCCAACAUCCCAUGAGAAAAAUAGUCAUUCUCCCCCUCCAUUCAAUAUAUAAACUGAACCCCCAACCCAAAUUCACUCCACCAAAAACCUAAAAUCCGGUCCCUAGUCUAGCCAAAAAACCCAAUGGAACCGUCGAAAAACCCCACUCCAAUUCCCCAGCUACUCCCCUCUCCCCUCUUCUACCUCCUCCUCGCCUUAAUGACCCUCCUCUUCAUUGCAAGGAGUGCCGGAAAACUAGCCGGGAAAAGGAAGCUACCACCAGGUCCGGCGGGCCUUCCCUUUGUGGGUCAGACAUUCGCUUUGCUCAAAGCAAUGCGUCAGAAUCGCGGCGAACAAUGGCUGGCUGAAAUGGCGGAGAGAUACGGGCCGGUCUUCCGGCUAAGUCUCUUCGGGUCGAACGUGGCGGUGCUGAGUGGGGUUAACGGGAACAAGGUGGUGUUCGGGGGCGGGGGCGGGGGUGACGAUGUGGUGGGGGCAAAGCAGGCCGAGUGGGCGCUGCGGAUAUUGGGGAGGAGAAAUUUGUUGACACUGGAUGGAAAUGCCCACAGGAGGGUGAGGGGCGCCAUGGGUGUCUUUCUGAAGGGGGACGUUGUAAGGGGGUACGUGGGGAGGAUGGGGGAAUUGGUGGAGAGGCACCUAGAGAGAGAGUGGAAGGGGAAGGAGACUGUACUGGCAAUGCCAUUCAUAAAGAGCCUGUCCUUUGACAUUAUAUGCACCCUUCUAUAUGGCUUAGGGGGCGUUGCCGACCGAGACAGCCUCAAGAAAGACUUCCAAGACCUCAUCAAAGGCCUGUGGUCUCUGCCACUGAACUUGCCAUUCACACGUUACAGACGCGCAUUACAGGCAGCGCGGAGGUUGAGAGCGGCCUUCGCGGAGCUUGUGGUGACAAGGAAGGGGCAGUUGGAGAGAGGGGAGGCCACCGCUUACGAUGACCUCCUUACCUGUUUCUUGAGUGCUAAGGGCGAGGAAGAAGGCUUUACUGAGGAAGAGAUCGUAGAUAAUGGAGUGCUUGCCAUGGCUGCGGGACAUGAUACACUCACCUUGCUCAUCACUUUCGUGACUCGAGUGCUUGCAGAUCCGGAUCUCUAUGCCAGAGUUUAUGCAGAACAAUCAGAGAUAGCAAAUGGCAAAGGCCAUGAUGAACCUCUCAAUUGGGAAGACCUAACCAAGAUGAAGUACACAUGGAGAGUUGCACAAGAGACAUUGAGGCUGUAUCCACCAAUUUUUGGAAGCUACAGGAGAAUCCUCAAAGACUUCGAGUACGCUGGUUAUCAUAUUCCCAAGGGAUGGCAGAUACUAUGGGUCUCUUCUCUGACACACAUGAACAAGGACUUCUUCCCAGAGCCCUCAAAAUUUGAACCGGCACGCUUCGACAACCAAUCGUCGAUCAUCCCGUAUAGCUUUGUGGGCUUCGGCGCGGGCCCACGAAUAUGCAUAGGGCAAGAGUUUGCUAAGGUGGAGACGCUUGUUACCAUCCAUUACAUGGUUACCCAUUUUUCAUGGAAACUGGCAUGCCCUGAUGAAACUGUGGCUAGGGUGCCAGUGCUCACUCUCUCUAAGGGCUUGCCCAUACAUCUUCUGCCUCACAAAAUAUAGAAUGUAUUUUGAGUUUAAUUCGUUCAAAAAUAAAAUUAAGGGAAGCUAGCAUGUCUGAACUGCAAAAUCAGGUUGAAUUUUAUUUUCUUAGAGAUUAUACUAGCAUGUAAAAAUGUUUUCAUAGAGACAAAUCUGUAUCUUUAUCAGCCGCCCUUUAAGCUUAAGUGGCUAGCCAAAGAAAAGUAGUAGGACUCAAGAGGGAAGAAAGGGACAAUAAUGUAAUAACGAGAAUUAUUUGGGCUUUAUUUUUUUA
Molecule: messenger RNA, 1860 nt
Organism: Amborella trichopoda
Lineage: Eukaryota; Viridiplantae; Streptophyta; Magnoliopsida; Amborellales; Amborellaceae
Product: cytochrome P450 716A1
Biological process (GO): sterol metabolic process
Molecular function (GO): monooxygenase activity; iron ion binding; heme binding
Source: RefSeq, a predicted model, not a curated record